Molecule: messenger RNA, 10229 nt
Organism: Mobula hypostoma (lesser devil ray)
Lineage: Eukaryota; Metazoa; Chordata; Chondrichthyes; Myliobatiformes; Myliobatidae
Gene: aspm
Product: assembly factor for spindle microtubules
Exons: 28
Coding region: 50-9904 (3284 amino acids)
Biological process (GO): mitotic cell cycle; establishment of meiotic spindle localization; spindle organization
Cellular component (GO): spindle pole
Molecular function (GO): calmodulin binding
Source: RefSeq, a predicted model, not a curated record
UGAGACCGAGUGGUUUGGAGCGGUGGCGGCGGAGCUUUAGCCGCAUCGGAUGGAUUCGCUUGUUCAAAGUCCCGUUGCGGCAGGGGGGCCGAGGCGACAGCCUUACCGCGGGUCCCAGGAGGAGGACGAUGUCCCCGUCCUCACACUUACUCACUUUGCCCGGACUCCAUUCGUCUGCUUCAAGACGGUGAGGACAGGUUAUGCCAAGACCGAGCGGUUGGCCGUGGAAAAUCCUGAGAGUGUACCAGUCCUGGUGACGGUGGACAAGUUCCCUAGCUCCAAGGGCUUUGCAGUGAAUGAACGGGAGUUUGUGAUCGAGCCAGCAGGGAGGUAUUAUCUUUUCAUAACUUGGGCGCCAGUGGAAGCUGGAAGAGUCCGAGAAACAGUGACGUUUAGUGUUGGUUGUGUGAAGGUCCUCUGCAUUCUUUUGGGCAAAGCAGAAGACCCACCCAAAAAAAAGCGAAGCCUUUGGGAAUCAAUUAAAGGCAAGAAGGUUUUGGAAAAUACUGUUCGGUCGAAACAAAAAAGGAAUGCAUCAAUUGGCAGCAAGACGAUCAUCAUACCACAGAAGAAGGAGUUUAUGAAAAUGGGUCGAAGUCGACCUUUAAGUCCUCUUCAGCCAUGUGAAAAUCUCAGACCAGUUGGCAAAAGAGUUCCUCCCCUUCAUCCCGUGGAUGCUUUGGACUAUGCUAACUUUGAUAUAAUGCACAUAUCACCAAUAUUACCGACCGGUCAAAUAAGAGAACUUGAAAAUUGUACUCCACGAUCACUUAAAAGAUUUGGUUCCUUCUCUAUCCAUCAAGGUAGAGGAAUGCCAUUACAGAAAGAUGGGAGACUAGAAAAUGAGGAAAAGACUGAUGAAUUGUGUACAUCUGAAGUUUUGAAGACUGGACUGAAUAAAACACCACUAAGUUUUCUUUGUGCUUCUGCUCCUCAAACUCCUAUUCACAAACGGCGGAUUUUAAGCCCCGAUUCUUUUGUAAAUGACAGUUAUGUCCCUGAUGAAGAUGCUGAAUCAAUUGUUGAGUCAGCAGUGCUAUCACCAGAACAAUUUCUGAAAGAUGCAAAGAUGUCUAUGAAUCAGCCUUCGUCAAAGUCUGUUGAAGCUUCCUCUAUUGAAAAUUUGAAAUCUGAAAGUUCUUUGUCGCCAGAAAGUAGUCCAAGGUCUAUGUCAGAGCUUGGAUCACCUGUUAUAAAUGUGGAAGAAUUGAAACCAGCUAAGUCAAGAUUAACCUUUUUUGUAUAUUCUAAAACGACUGAUCUUGCAGAGAAUUCACAGGCUUGUGGACAAGAACAUCAGUCCACUGCUCAUACUAAGUUGCUUCCUGUGUUCACUACCACAGACAACAAGAACACAUCUGUAGGUUAUUGCAGAUUAGAGAGCAAAGUUAAACUUUCAAACAAUCAGUCUGUUGAGGUCAACUCUCGUUUACGGUCAAGGUCUACUAUUGAUGUAGAGACGAAAGCUGAAAACAGAAGUCCUAAACUUGCUAACAGGUCAUCCCUACCAAGCAGAAAGAGAAAAAGUUCAGAAUAUUUGUCUAACAAUGCAUGUGAAAAAGGUGUUCAUACCAAUAAAAGAAAGCCAAAGUGUGUUGAACAACCGAGUCCAAAGUUAAAUGUGGUGAAGAAGACCACUUCAAGAAGCUUGAAUGGAGGUGGAAAACGACUCCAGAAAAGAAAAUGUGUUUCUCAAGUCAAGUUUUCCUCUGUCCGAGUGAACAAUGGUAAACUUAUGCCUGGAGUUGCACAGUCACAGUUAACUUUUAGAAAAUUGUUAAAGACUGUUAUUCCAAGACACCCAUUACCAUUUGCUGCAAAAAAUAUGUUUUAUGAUGAACGAUGGAAGGAGAAGCAGGAAAGAGGAUUCACAUGGUGGUUAAAUUUUAUUCUUACUCCUGAUGACUUUACAGUGAACACAGAGUCCUCUAGAGUGAAUACUGCUACAUUGUUCAUUGGUUCUGAGAUUCAGCAUCACAAAAUUAGUGUUCCUUCUGCACCAACUAAAGAAGAAAUGUCAUUGAGAGCGUAUACUGCAAAAUGUAGACUCAAUCGCCUCCGCCGUGCAGCCUGCAGGUUAUUUACAUCUGAAAGGAUGGUCAAAGUUAUACAGAAACUGGAAGCAGCCAUUGAAGCAAAACAUCUCCUUGUACGGAAAGACCGAUGUCUCUGGAAAGACUUUGGACAUCGACAGAAGAUCCUCAAAUGGCUUUUGUCGUAUAAUCCUCUAUGGCUACGAAUUGGAUUAGAGUGUGUUUUUGGUGAGAUGAUUCCAUUGGAAAGCAACAGCGAUGUUAAUGGAUUGGCCAGAUUCAUUUUAAAUCGUUUGCUUUGGAAUUCUGACAUAGCUGCAGUGUAUAGACAUCCAACAGUACCACAUUUGUAUGGUGAUGAACACCAGGAAGUUUUGGCACAAUUCACACUGAAGAAAUUCCUACUUCUGGUUUGGUUUCUUGAUUGUGCCAAACAAUUCAGAAUGAUAGAUCAUGAUCCAUGUCUUUUCUGCAAAGAUGCUGAAUUUAAGGCAAGCAAAGACCUUUUAUUUGCCUUCUCAAGAGACUUUCUUAGUGGUGAAGGAGACAUUUGCCGUCAUCUUGGUUUCCUGGGGUUGACGGUCAGUCAUUGUCAGAUGCCACUUCAUGAAUUUAAUUUUGCGGUCACCAACCUUGCUGUAGAUCUUCGAUGUGGUAUUCGCUUGGUGCGAGCAGUUGAACUUCUUACCCAAGACUGGGAACUUUCAAAACAGCUGAGGGUCCCAGCAAUCAGCCGUCUUCAAAAAUUGCAUAAUGUGGAUGUUGCACUGAAAGCCCUUAAAACUCGAGUUGAUUUGAAAGAUGAGCGAGGCAUUGAUAUAGAUCCUCGAGAUAUUGUGGAUGGACAUCGGGAAAAAACUUUGGCACUACUGUGGAGAAUCAUCUUUGCCUUUCAGGUGGAGAUUUUGCUAAAUGAAGAUCAGUUGCGAGAAGAAAUUGAAUUUCUGAAAAAAAAUUUACACACAUCACACAAACUUGCAGCUCUGCGUUCUCUUUCUGUGCCACCCCACCCAGUGAAAGAUAAAGACCUCAAAUGCUUGCCAGAAAAAUACAGUCCGCAGAUCACUCUGUUGAUGAACUGGAUAAAUGCUGUAUGUGCAUAUUAUGGUGUAAAAGUUGAGAAUUUUACCGUCCCCUUUUCUGAUGGUAGAGUUUUAUGUUACCUUAUUCAUCAUUACCACCCGAGUCUUUUGCUUGUGAACAACAUUUGUCAACGAACCACACAGACAGUGGAAUAUGCACAGCAUGGCACAGUGGCAAUUGAUACAUCUACCAGUGAGUCUGAUGAAAAUUCCAUUGAUGCCAUACCUACAAACACACUGCCUUCAACCGGUAUCUAUGAAGAACUCUUGGAGAAUGAAAAGAAGAAUUUUAAUUUAGUGACAACUGCUGUUGCAGAACUUGGAGGCAUCCCAGCAAUGAUACGGCCCAUGGAUAUGUCAAAUACCAUUCCAGAAGAGAAGGUUGUUAUCACUUAUGUCUCAUUUCUUUGUGCACGUCUUCUUGAUCUACGAAAAGAAACAAGAGCUGCCAGAAUCAUUCAGGCUGCUUGGAGACGAUACAAGCUAAACUGUGAGCUUCAGCUCUUAAAGGAGAAAGAAAAAGCUGCAAGUGUCCUUCAAACAGCAGUGCGUAAAUUUUUGCAUCGACAGCAAGUCAAGAAGAAAAACAAAGCUGCUAUUGUUAUACAAAGUACUUGGCGCGGCCAUGUGGCAAGGCAGAAGACUAAAGCACUGAUAAUGUUUAAGAUUCAAGCAGUGCAGAAUGAGGCAGCAACACUUCUUCAGGCCUGCUGGAGAGGAUAUAUUGAUAGAAGGCAUUUUCAGAGACUUCGGCAGUAUUGCAUUCUCAUGCAAAGUCGCAUAAGGAUGAAGAUCGCAGUCACAUCUUACAAUCGUAUUAAAUGGGCUACUGUUACCAUUCAGAGGCAUUUUAGAGCACACCAGCUGUGUGUAUCUGAGCAAAGGAAUUAUUUAAAAUUGAAGAUUUCAGUUGAUAAAAUACAGUCCGGAUUUAGAAGGUGGCGCGCUCACAAAAUGGAAAAACAGACCAGGGCAGCAAUUGUACUGCAGAAAUAUGUGAAGGGUUUUCUCUCCCGAUGCAAAUACAAAAGGUUUCAACGCUCUGUACUUUUGAUACAAGCACAUGCAAAGGGAUUUCUCAUAAGAACUGAAAUGUGCAGGAGGAAAAGUGCUGCUGUCACCCUAAAGAAGUACUUAAAGGCUUAUGUGCGAGGAAAGCGUGAAUAUGAUUCUUAUCAGAGACUGAAAUGGGCCGCAGUAGUAAUUCAAAGAACUUACCAUCGCUUAAAAAUGCGAAAGCUUUGCCAUCUAACUAAGUCAGCUACACUAAUCCAAUCAACUUUUAGAAUGUACAAGCAACGUACAAGAUUUGUUGCUAGCCGUAAAGCCGCUAUUACCAUGCAGUCUUUAGUAAGGAUGCAUCAGGCUCGUACAAGGUUUCUACAAUGCCAGCGUGCUGCGGUUAUCAUACAAAGGCACUUCAGGGCUAAGCAGCAGGGGAGAAAUGACUUGAAGCACUACCUGAAACUUCGACAAGCAGCUCUAAAAAUACAGGUGUCUUUUCGGAAACGGCAAGCACAAAAAGUGGUCAGGAAAAAUCAAGCUGCAAUUACGAUACAGUCUUGGUAUCGAAUGCACAGAGGAAAACAAAAAUAUCUACAUGCAAAACGAAGUUGUAUUAGAAUACAGUCAUGGUAUAGACGCCAUGUGGCUCAAACUGCUUUUUGUUCUCAGAAAACUGCAGCAUUAGCUAUCCAAAAAUAUUAUAGAGCUUACAGGGAAAGUAAAGCUCAGCGUGAAUUAACAUGCAAGGCAGCAGUAGUUAUCCAGGCUUACUUUCGUGGCAUGAACAGUCGUCAGCUUGCCAGAAGAAUGAAAGCUGCCCGAGUCAUUCAGUCGUAUUGGAAAAUGAGAAAAGAACGAUUGAAGUUCUUGUAUUACAAGCAAUGUAUUAUUGUAUUGCAAGCCCACGUGAGAAGAUCGUAUGCUCAAAAAAGAUACCAUUUAGUGAAGGUCGCAACUUGUACACUACAGGCCCAUUUUAGAGCUAUUUUAGCUCAAAAGAAAGCAGAAGCGGAGUAUAGGGCAGUAAGAGCUGCAGCUAUUGUCUUACAGUCUGCCUACAGGCGGUUACAAAUGAGGAGACAAGUUUACUUAUUGCAGUCAGUUGUAAGGAUUCAGUCUGCCUUUCGUGCAUAUGUUUCACGAAAGAAAUACCUACAAAUACGAAAUGCAGCUGUCAAAAUUCAGGCCUCAGUAAAAAUGAUACAAGCACGGAAAUAUUACACAUCCCUUAAAAAAGCUGCAGUUUGUAUCCAGAGACGAUACCGGGCUAACAAGCUUUGCUUAGAAAAGCGAAAAGAAUAUCUGAGAAAAAAGGAAGCUUGUAUAUAUCUUCAGUCUGCUAUUAGACAGCAUCUGGCUCAAAAGCAGCUGUAUUUGUGUCGACAAGCUGCAAUUAAAAUUCAAUCAAUGUUCAGAAUGUAUAGAGUAAGGACUCAAUACCAGAGGAUUCAUUUUGCUGCCGUCGUAAUUCAGAGAGGAUUCCGUGUGUACCAGGAAGGAACUCGCCAAAGGCAGGACUUCCUUAAAACUAGAGAAGCAGUGAUCCGUUUGCAGGCAGCAUACAAAGGAUAUUGUGUACGCAAAAAGAUGAAGCUUCAACAUAGAGCAGCCAGUAAAAUUCAAGCAGCAUUUAGAGGACAUGCUUCGAGGAUCAAAUAUUUGUCAAUGAAAAAUGCUGCCAUUGCAAUCCAGAAUUGGUACAGGAAUUGCAAAGUUGGACAACAGCAGCAACUCAAGUACCUCAGUAUUAAGGCAUCAGUGGUUAUUCUUCAAGCAGCGUUCCGUGGAUUAUCUGCAAGGAAAAGAUUAGAGGCACAACAUAAAGCUGCGGUGACCAUUCAAACAGCUUUCCGAAGGUGCAGAGCACAGUACCAGUUUGGCGUAUUAAAGAGGGCUGUAAUAACUGUCCAAUGCCAUUUUAGGGCAAAGUUGUUGGGAAAGAAAGAACGUUGUGCAUAUCUGACAAUGCGCCAGUCAGCAAUAGCACUUCAAGCAGCUUAUAAAGGUAAGAUUGCAAGGAAAGAGCUUGGAAGGAAACGGAAAGCUUGUAUUGUAAUACAAUCUUAUUUUCGAAUGCACAAAACAUACAUAGAAUUUCAAACUAAGAGACGAGCAGCAUUGAUAAUACAAGAACGUUUCCGUGCUCACAUACAAAGGAAAUAUCAACAUCAAAAAUAUCAAAAUAUGAGGGCUGCUGUAGUAGUUUUACAAGCUGCAUAUCGUGCUAUGAAAACCAGAAAAAGGCUGAAAGAAAUGCACAAAGCUGCAACAAUUAUCCAAAGAACAACUAAAUCUUUCCUGGCCAAGAAGCAUUACACUGCCCUUAAAGCUGCUUCAGUUGUUCUUCAAAGGCAGUUUAGAACUUUUCUCCUCAGCAGAGAGCAGCGAGAAAUGUACCUGACUAUUCGUAGAGCAGCUAAAUCCAUACAAGCUGCCUACAGGGGAAUGAAAGUUCGGCGAGAGAUCCAGCACAAACACAAGGCAGCGACCGUGAUACAGGCAGCAUUUCGAAUGCACAGAGUAUACCUUCCAUACAGAGCAAUGAGACUGGCAGCUACAAUAAUACAGAGUCACUAUAGAGCACACCUUCAAAGGAGAACUGAUCGCAAUAAUUAUGUGACAAUCCGCAACAGUGUUGUGCUCCUUCAGGCUGCUUACCGAGGAAUGAAUGUUCGAAGAUGUUUGAGGAACAUGAACAAGUCUGCCAGAAUUAUACAGUCGUAUUAUCGAAUGCAUAAACAGUACCAAUAUUUCCAAAAACUACGCUGGGCAGCAGUUGUUAUACAGCGAAGAUACCGAGCUUGUCAAAUAAGAGAUGCCCAUGUGAGACAAUAUAAGGCCAUGAAAAGGGCAGCAGUUUGUAUUCAGGCUACUUUCCGCAGAAUGAAAACAAGGCAGCAAAUGCAAAGAAUUCACCUGGCGGCAACGAUUAUACAAAGAAGAUUCAGGAGCUAUGUUGCAAGGAAAAAUUACCUGUUGCUUAGAGCUGCUGCUUCUGUAAUCCAGCAGAGGUACCGUGCACUUGUGCUUGCCAGGAUUAAAAAGCAAGCAUAUGUUUCGAUCCAGAAGGCAACUAUAUCUAUACAAGCUGCCUACAGGGGAAUGAGAGUUCGGCAAGAGAUCCAGCACAAACACAAGGCAGCGACCGUGAUACAGGCAGCAUUUCGAAUGCACAGAGUAUACCUUCCAUACAGAGCAAUGAGACUGGCAGCUACAAUAAUACAGAGUCACUAUAGAGCACACCUUCAAAGGAGAACUGAUCGCGAUAAUUAUGUGACAAUCCGCAACAGCGUUGUGCUCCUUCAGGCUGCUUACCGAGGAAUGAAUGUUCGAAGGCAUUUGCGGAACAUGCACAAGUCUGCAAGAAUCAUACAAACAUAUUAUCGAAUGCACAAACAGCAACAAUGCUUCAAGAAAUUGCAAUGGGCGACAACUGCUAUACAGCGAAGAUACCGAGCUUGUCAAAUAAGAGAUAUCCAUGUGAGACAAUACAAUACUUUGCGAAAAGCAGCAGUCUGUAUUCAGGCCUUCUACCGUGGGAAAAAAGCCCGAGAUUUAGUUAAAACAAUGAAGGCAGCUAUCUAUAUUAAAUCAUACCUACUAAUGUGUAUUACCAGGAAACACUUCUUGAUUCAGAAGACAGCUGUAGUAACUCUACAAGCUUCAUUCCGUGGUUAUCGAGUGAGGGUACAUUACAGAGCCAUGCGGCUAUCAACCAUUUUGAUUCAGAGAUGGUACAGAGCCUGCAAGCUAGGACGUUCACGGUUCAUGCAAUAUCAGUCCAUGCGUAGUGCUGCCAUUGUGAUUCAGGCUGCCUACAAAGGCAUGGUAGUGAGGCAGUGCAUUAAGCAACAGUAUGCUGCUGUAAAAAUUCAGUCAUUUUUCCGUAUGAUUCACCAUAGGAGUCGCUUCCUCAAACUAAAAUACGGAGCAAUUGUAUUGCAGUCGCAGUACCGUGCCUAUGAAGCAAGGAAACAAUACAGAGCUUAUGUACAAGCAGCUGUUAUUUUACAAAGACAAUAUCGAUCCUACCUCUUAAUGAAGAAAGAGAGAAAUGCUUACUUAACGAUCCAUCAGACAGUAAUCAGACUUCAAGCCAGAAUACGAGGGUUUAUUGUUCAAAGAAACUAUAAAAAACUUCAUCAGAGUAUCACUAAAAUUCAGGCUUGUUAUCGUGGAAAGAAACAAAGACAAGCAUUCCUACUCUACAAAGAAUCUGCACUUGUGAUACAACAACACUACAGAGCUUAUUGUCAAAGAAGGGUUGAACAAGAAAAGUACUUUAAAAUGAAACAUGCUGCUGUCACAAUACAGACUUCAUUUCGCCGAUACCAAGUGAGACAAGUAAUCAGAAAAACAAAGGCUGCUCAAAAAAUUCAGGCUUGGUUCAGGGGGCAAGUGGUACAUCAUCGGUAUAAGACUUUUCUUGCUUCAGUUAUAUUCAUCCAAAGGCACUUCAGAGCAAAACAAGAUAGAUCCAGGUUUCUAAAGAUCCAGGUUGCCACAAUUGUUAUUCAACGCAGAUGGAGAAUGGCUAUUGAAGCAAGGGAACUGGAGCAUGCCAGUCGUAGAAGAGCCAUGGGAGCUAUCAAAAUCCAGGCUUUUUGGAAAGGAUUUAAAGUCAGAAAACAAAUGACCAGGCUUGCUGAGAAAAAACGAUCAGAAAGGAAACUUCGUUUUGCUGCUGCUGCCUAUCACAAUCUUUGUGCUGUUAAGAUUCAGAAAGCAUACAGGGACUACUUGACUCUUAAACAUGCAAAAGACAAGAUCAAUUCAGUCAUUUACAUCCAGAGAUGGUUCCGGACUUGUCUGCAACGCAGAAGAUAUCUUUAUGAACGUGGAAAGAUCAUUGCAGCACAACAAAUUGUGAAAGCCUGGUUCAUGCGACGACAGAAAGCUGCUGUUGUCAUUCAGAAGUCUGUAAGGAAGUUUCUUUAUAAAAUCCGGAGUAAGAAAAUUCACAAUGGAAUUAUCAAAAUACAGGCUUUGUGGAAGGGAUAUUGGUUGCGUAAGAAAAUCAGGAAUCCUCAAAUCAUUGCUAUCAGACACCGUAUACAACGGGCUAAUAAGAACAGCUACGAGGAUCAAAAAUUGUGCAACAGGACAGCUGUAGCUGUAGAUUACAUUCUUAAAUAUAAACACUUCUCCUAUAUUCUUGCAGCAUUACAGCAUUUAGAAGUUGCAACUAGGCUAUCUGCUAUUUGUUGUGAAAAUCUUGCUCAAAGUGGAGCAACACCUAUUAUUUUCACUUUGAUCAGAAGUUGUAACCGCAGUGUGCCUUGUAUGGAUGUCAUCAAAAGUGCAAUUCAAGUUCUUCUCAAUCUUUCUAAGUAUGAAAAGACAGCCUCAGUGGUUUACGAAGUGGACAAUUCCAUUGAUACCUUGCUUGAGCUAUUGUAUACAUAUAGAGGGAAAGCUGGUGAUAAAACGUCUGACAAAUGUGGCAGUAUUUUUACAAAAGUUUGCUGUUUACUGGCAAUUCUGUCGCAAGAUUCAAAGAACGCUUUUGAGGUCCGUAGUUUGCCAAAAGCAGUAGAUCGAAUCAGAAAUGUUUAUAAACUGACAGCAAGGAAACAUAAAAUGGAUGCAGACAGAGUAAAUGUUAAGCAACGCAUGCAAGCUCCUCUCAAUGGUAGUUUAUAUAUUCCAGCCACUCCAGUGCGAACAAGAGCAGUUUCUAAAUUAAAACCAGACUGGGUCUUGAGGAGAGACAACGUGAAAGAAGUCGUGGAUCCUUUAAAAGCAAUUCAGUUGGUCGUAGAUACGCUUGGAAUUUCUCUUUAAAAUCUCAAAAAAUAGGGGGAAAGAGUUGAUUUUAAUGCUAGGUAUGUUGAUAUAAAUGUAUGCAAAAAAACUUCAACUUUUCCAACUUGUACUGCUUGUAUAUUUGCUAAAGUUGGUUAAAUAUAGUUCGGUUGCAUAAGCAACCUUCGUAUGCAUGACACUCAUGGUGAAAUGUUAUUGUCCAUCUUCAGUCUGAAAACAAUGAGGGUGGAGUUAUCCAAUAAAUUGUUUACAAGUUAACAAAAUUUGUUAAUACUUUUUGUACAGUUUGCCAUGCUUGCCUUUUAUUGUCACAAGGAAAAGAAAUAAAUUUUUACAAUAUUAC